AUGUCAUCUACAACUCCCACUUCAGCUUCACCUGAAGAAAUCCUGCUGGCACUGAGAUCACAUCUCCUUCCUCAUCCAGUAUUGUCACAUCUACCUACAACCCUAAACCUCCUAGCUCAUAUCCAAUUACUCUCCUUACAAAUCAGUAUCGAGUGUGUCAGAGCCUUGACUUCACACGCUAGGUUGGUGAAGAAACUCAGGAGAGAAGGAUAUAGCGACAGGGAACAAGUUGUGAGAGGAGUGUUGAGCGAAAGGGAGGGAUAUGAUAUAUCAGAAAUCCAAAAGCUGAGAGAAGAAGCGAAUCAUAGAAUGUUGGCUUUUUCUUUGGAAUUUCGAAAACAUCACAUAGCAACAUUGUUGGCAUUACCCAAACUUCCCCCUGGUCAGAUAAAUGGAUUAGUCAAUGCUUAUUUCCCAAGUGAUUUGACAAUAUCAGAUAUGACGAGCCAUCCUGCAUUAUACAUUCGAUGUAUGUCGCCAAAUCAGAUAUCACUACUGGACCAUUAUGGCAAGAUAGUCAGAGGAUGGUACAAAAGGAAGGAAGAUUCGUACAGGGGACGACAGCCACCUCUAUCAUAUUCUGACUUCUAUCCUGAUGACCAAGAUAAUGGAAAAGCUAAACAAGAUAGUCUAUGCAAGAAUUUGCUGAAGGAAGCUGAAAAAGUAUUGGAAGAUAUAGCAACGCUGGAAGAGAUAUUCGCACCCAAUGCACAGGAGAUCCUAGGUGAUGAUACUUCGGUGAAAGAAGAAGUGGAAUUGCUGAAGCCUGUCCAAGCUGAACGCGAAAAAGGUAAAGAGGUGGAUUACCGCGAGAAGAUGUACAGUCAAGUGGCUGUGGCUUCUCCUGGUCGACCGAAGAUACCAAUUUCUGAAAAGCUUAUAUCAUCAAUCAAACCAUCUGUACUGCCAAAACCCACACAGCCAGGUAAUUUUAAUCAUGUUCCACCAAGCACUUCCACACCUUCAAACCUUUCGAAGUUACCACCCCACUCGUCAAAUCUAAUGAAGAGCAAGUCUUCUUCAAGCCUCAAAGACUCUCGUCGAGUUACUAUAUCUUCAGGACAGGCGUCACAAGUUCCCCGGAGUGAGACAAUAGAAUUGGGUGCUGGUUCAUCGAAUCCUUCCCAGUCGGCUAUCUCUAUACCCCCAUGGGCUUCACAAGCCACCGCAUCAAUCAACCGACGACAAACACUCUCGUCGGUCGUACAAUACACGUCGACCCCUUCAUCCCUGCGAAAGAAAAGACCUCGGCAAUCGUUCCCUUCCACAGGACCAGAAUACACUACUCCUUUGAAACAUGAUACUGUGAGAAGGGAGAAAUUGAGGCCGUUUGAAAAUUCAGAAUUACAUAGAGGGAAGAGAGCUAGAAUGGAGGGAGGGUCAAUGGAUUGA
Messenger RNA from Kwoniella shivajii, 1392 nucleotides. RefSeq lists its product as uncharacterized. The transcript is spliced from 4 exons. The record is from RefSeq and is a predicted model, not a curated record. The coding region runs from base 1 to 1392 and encodes 463 amino acids. NCBI's taxonomy places the organism in Eukaryota, Fungi, Basidiomycota, Tremellomycetes, Tremellales, Cryptococcaceae.